UGUCAAAAGGCAGCCGCGGAGCGAAGGCUCCGGGACCGCGAGUCGCGAGCCCACCGGACGGACAGAUCCUGUGAUCCCAGGACCCUGCUCGCCGCCUGCUGCUUCAGGGAUGGAGGCCGUGGCAGCCAGCGCUUCCCUGCCUGACCCUGGCGACUUCGACCGGAAUGUGCCACGGAUCUGUGGAGUGUGCGGUGACCGGGCCACCGGCUUCCACUUCAACGCCAUGACCUGUGAGGGCUGCAAGGGCUUCUUCAGGCGCAGCAUGAAGCGGAAGGCGCUGUUCACCUGCCCCUUUAGUGGGGACUGCCGCAUCACCAAGGACAACCGGCGCCACUGCCAAGCCUGCCGGCUGAAGCGCUGCGUGGACAUCGGCAUGAUGAAGGAGUUCAUCCUGACGGAUGAGGAGGUGCAGCGGAAGCGGGAGAUGAUUCUGAAGCGGAAGGAGGAGGAGGCCCUGAGGGACAGUCUGCGGCCCAGGCUGUCCGAGGAGCAGCAGCGCAUCAUUGCCAUCCUGCUGGACGCCCACCACAAGACCUACGACCCUACCUACGCCGACUUCUGCCAGUUCCGGCCUCCGAUCCGCGAGCUGGAGUGUGGACAGAGCUGCCCGUGGAAGCCCACACCCAGCUGCUCCGGGGACUCCUGCUGCUCGGGCUCAGACCACCUCAGUUCCUUCUCAGACCUGAUGGAGCCGUCCAGCCUCUCCAGCCUGGAGCUGAACCAGGAAGACUCAGACGACCCUUCGGUGACGCUGGACCUGUCGCAUCUCUCCAUGCUGCCCCACCUGGCGGACUUGGUCAGCUACAGCAUCCAGAAGGUCAUCGGCUUUGCCAAGAUGAUCCCAGGCUUCAGGGACCUCACCUCCGAAGACCAGAUUGUGCUGCUCAAGUCCAGCGCCAUCGAGGUCAUCAUGCUGCGCUCCAACCAGUCCUUCACCACGGAUGACAUGUCCUGGGACUGCGGCAGCCAGGACUACAAGUACAACAUCAGCGACGUGACCAGAGCUGGACACAGCCUGGAGCUGAUCGAGCCCCUCAUCAAGUUCCAGGUGGGGCUGAAGAAGCUGCACCUGCACGAGGAAGAGCACGUGCUGCUCAUGGCCAUCUGCAUCGUGUCCCCAGACCGUCCCGGGGUGCAGGACACCCGGCUGGUGGAGGCCAUCCAGGACCGCCUGUCCAACACGCUGCAGACCUACAUCCGCUGCCGCCACCCUCCACCGGGCAGCCACCAGCUCUACGCCAAGAUGAUCCAGAAGCUGGUGGACCUGCGCGGCCUCAACGAGGAGCACUCCAAGCAGUACCGCUGCCUGUCCUUCCAGCCGGGCAGCAGCACCAAGCUCACGCCCCUGGUGCUCGAGGUCUUUGGCAAUGAGCUCUCCUGACCGCCCUCCCCCCCCACCCCCUGCAGCC
This is a messenger RNA of Lepus europaeus (European hare), 1409 nucleotides long. It is a transcript of the gene VDR, whose product is annotated as vitamin D receptor. The transcript has 10 exons. Gene Ontology annotation, biological process: negative regulation of transcription by RNA polymerase II; multicellular organism development; positive regulation of transcription by RNA polymerase II. The record is from RefSeq and is a predicted model, not a curated record. NCBI's taxonomy places the organism in Eukaryota, Metazoa, Chordata, Mammalia, Lagomorpha, Leporidae. Gene Ontology annotation, molecular function: vitamin D response element binding; nuclear receptor activity; zinc ion binding. The coding region runs from base 110 to 1381 and encodes 423 amino acids. Gene Ontology annotation, cellular component: nucleus.